Larimichthys crocea (large yellow croaker) is the source of this 1634-nucleotide messenger RNA. RefSeq names its product caspase-8-like. Gene Ontology annotation, biological process: regulation of apoptotic process; proteolysis. The coding region runs from base 382 to 1545 and encodes 387 amino acids. NCBI's taxonomy places the organism in Eukaryota, Metazoa, Chordata, Actinopteri, Sciaenidae. The transcript has 7 exons. Gene Ontology annotation, molecular function: cysteine-type endopeptidase activity. The record is from RefSeq and is a predicted model, not a curated record.
GGAGUAAGCUGGAGUGCCCUGAGUCAGACUUUUUGGCCGUGAGUGGCUGAAUGAUGUGCCGCAAGGCAUUUGAAAAGCGUGGUCGGGUGUAUCCUCUGCUAAAGGAGAUAAUAAAGGAAGCACUGAAGCACCUUUCUUGGAUUCAAGCAGCUCCUAGCACAGCCGUCUGCUUCGUAAAUACUUCCGGGUCAUUUCACUCAUUUGCGAACCUUCCGAAGCAAACGAGACCACUCGACACUUUCCGUAUCCAUCCCGAUCUGAUCGUCUCCAGCUCCGGCGACACUGAGCUCUAACUUCUGCAGAGAGGAAACUUUAUCUCUGAUUCAGAGCAACGAAGCAGCUACAUUUGUUACGGACAUAUAAGGAAUCCCAAAAUUCAGCAUGGCAGCCAAAGACACAGUGAGACGUAAUAAAACAGCCAUUCAGUCGACUUUGUGUGCAGACUACAAGCUGAUCCUCAACAAAGUCAGUGAGAAGAAAUUGAUAACUCAACGCGAGUACAACAAUCUGAAAAGCAUCAACAAAGAAGAUGUAGAGGGGCAUGUCAUCGAGCUUGUGGAUAAGAUGGUAAAUAAAGGAGAGGACACCUGCCAAGGCUUCCUGAACCUCCUGCAGACUGAUGAGGAUAUUAGAGACACUUACCCUAAGCUGGAGGACAUAUGGAUCGACAACAGACCUUUAUCUAAACCUGUCCAAGCUAGUUCAGUUGACAGCACAGAUUCUUCACCAGACACAAAGAGGCAAAAGAAGGACGAGCAGUAUCAGUUGAACAGCAAACCUACCGGCCUCUGUGUGAUCAUAAACAACGAGCAAUUCACGCAUUUGAAAGUCAGAACCGGAACCAACAAAGAUGCAGAAAGUUUGGGAAAGGUGUUCAGCUGGCUCGGGUUCAGAGUCCUGAUGUGUAAAGACCAAACCAAGGACCAGAUGGAUCAGGCACUGAACUACUUCACUUCUCUCAGCGACCCAUCUCAGCUGCCAGAGUUCAGUGUGAUGGAGUGGUCUGAUGGUGGAUUCACUGAUCUCCAGGAGGCUCCUAAACAUGGAGAUGCCUUCAUCUGCUGUAUUCUGAGUCACGGAGUGAACGGCGCAGUUUCAGGGACCGAUGGAGAGGCCCUCUCCAUCAGAGAAAUAUAUAAAAGAUUCAGGGCAACUGACCGAUCAGUCCUCACCGGCAAGCCCAAAGUGUUCCUGAUCCAGGCUUGCCAGGGACGGGGGAAACAUCGUGGAGUGUUGUUAAAAGAUCUGCAGAGCGAUGAUUCUCAUUCACUAUCCAUCCCUGGGGAAGCCGAUUUUCUGGUUGCUACCGCCACUGUUGAAGACUAUGAAUCAUAUAGACACCAAAUAAACGGAAGCUGGUUCAUCCAAUCUGUGUGUCAGCAGCUAGAGGAGGGCUGUCCCAGGGGCGAUGACAUGACCACCAUCCUCCACCGUGUAAACAACGAAGUAAGCCAGAAAGAGGCGACCAGUCUACCUGGUGAAAAAAAACAGAUGCCUGAAUUUAGGUGCACCCUGAGGAAGGGACUUGUGUUGUCACCACAUUGAAAUUGAAGGUCAAAUGUUAUUUUUAAAUGAGCACAUCAUUGCCUUUUAUACUGUCAUACAUUUGUCUGAAUAAAACUGUUUUUUGAUCA